GGAGCGAGAAGGGAAGGAAACGAGGAAGCAGGAACGGGUUAAUCUUGUGUGCGCCCAGGUUGGUGUGCGCGCGUGUGUGUGUGUGUCUGCGCGAGUGUAAGUGUGUAGUGUGUGAGCUUGACGACUUAGGCGAAUAGAGAUCAGGAAGAAGUGGUGAAGGAGGAAGAGGGAAGGAAAGGCCGCCGCUGUUCGUUUGGCUGAUUGCGCAUCGCGAGUGUAGCCUCGAUCUUAUCUCCAGGGUUUAAGAUUGGGUAAAGGAGAAAGCGGCGAGUUAUUAGCGACGCGCGUGUGCGCGCAUGAUAUCUUAUUUGCUCUUGAUAAUCAAUGACCGACCGUUGUGUUUAGUUGUGUACAGGUCUCACACACCGAAGGAUUCCACUGCGCGCGAGCGAGCGAGAGAGAGAGAGAGAGAGAGAGAGAGAGAGAGAGAGAGAGAGAGAGAGAUUGUUGCUUUCUAUUAUACUGUACUGAGUUACGGAUCCAUUGGGGAAGAGGUAUGUGGUCGCUCGCGUGACGUGGGCACUCGGGACUGCCGGUUUGGUGGGAUCUCGUGGACUGACUAAGGAAGAGACGGCCGAGGUGGGUGUUUCACAUCGAACGGUUGAACAGCAGGCAGGACGGUUGAGCGAGAGGAGCACGCUCCGUUCAUCGGUAGUAGUAACUCCCGUAUAUCGCAUGCGUCGACUAAGUGCACGCGCGUCCGUCGCGGAGAAUUUGAUUAAGCUAUCUCGGUGCAGAUACGCUCGUCGGUGGAGAGUUUUCGUCUUUUCCUGCGAGGCUUUUCCCUUUCCUUGCGCUCCCCGAAUGGCUUCACCGAUGACGGGCGGCGAUAAGGGUGGCCGAACUACUGAUCCUUGUUGGCAACAUAAUCGAGAUGUUGUCCUUCAAGUCGACGGGUCUUUUAAUACCUUGAAACACCGACGGAAUUACUGCACUCACUUCUGAUACUGAUAUCCCCUUGGAUCGUUUGCGCCGCUAUUGCCGAAAGCUCAACAUUCGGCGGGAACAAGUCACCUCCCAGGAACUACGUACAGGGGAAAAUCCUUCCAGAGUGUGUGCGUGUGUGUGUGUAAGAGAGAGAGAGAGAGAGAGAGAGAGAGAGAGAGAGAGAGAGAGAGAGAGAGAGGUGAAGACGGCAUGGCAAGGCUUUGAGCGGAGGAAGAAGUUGACUUGGGUCGUGAGCGCUCACAAACUACUGUGAAGAUGUCGGGAUAAUGACGGACGGACCCGCACCGAGGACUACAGGCAGCAAAUUGGUUUCUGUAAUUGGUUUAUGUAAGAUCACGAACUGAUUGAGUGGGUCGGAAACACUUGUGUGGAUUUUCCUGUGUUGGUGCGGAGUUCUGCAUCCUGCGGGAAGCAGGUUAACUUGUUAUAAACUGCGAUUACGCGGGGGCUUCAGACUCGCGCAGCCCAAGGGAAGUACGACGAGGUGUUUGGUUUUUUUUCGCGUGAAUAGGCGGGGUUUGGUCUCGCGCGAAAAGGACGGGGGGGGAAACAACGCUUCGUUGGAGGGGUAAAGAGGGAGAAGGAGAGAGAGAAGGUGGGGUGGGGUAUAAGGCGAAUCGCGGAGUGGAGAGGUGGGAAGGAAUUGGUCUCAGAUUCUCGUUUGGUACUGAGCGUCCUUGCGAAAAUGCAUCGGGGCUCUCCUAAUGAGAGGUUGUACGCUUACGCAGAUUCAUCGGAAGUAACGUUAGCGUCUUCCUCGCAUGUCUCCACAGCCGUCGCUGAUGUUUCUCUCCCUAUUAUGCUGUCCACUUUGACUGCAUUGGUCGAAGCCUCCUCCGUUGAAUCUCUCGAUUCCUCAGAAUCGCUGAGCCUCUGUAGCAGCAGUAGCAAUUGCAGUCUGGGCUCUCCUCUUCCCUUCCGUUCUUCUGAGGAGCUUGCUCACUACAAGGAAGCUGAACCUCUUUGCGGCUCAGUCCCGGAGUACGAAAGACAUGUUUUUCUCUGUUAUAGGGAAAAAACACCUGGAGACGUUCUCGACAGAUGUGCUUGGGAUGAGAUGCCAAAGUCUCUGGGGUCUGCUGUGAAGAAGUGGUCCGACCAGCUUCGGAAGAAGGUUAUGCUCACCGUAUGUCAGGGUGACUGUGACUCUGAUCUGUUCGACGGGACCGUCAUGUUGUUCCCCGACAUGCUCGAGUACAGGAGCCUUACUCGAUUUGAUGUGAAGUUGUUUGUCCAAGAAGCACUUGUCGAGGAAAGGAACUUCAAGUUGAAGCCAAGGAAACUUCAGGGCACACACGUCUUUAUUUGUUGCGACCCAGCUCUCGGUUCCCCUUGCGCAUCGCAAGGGCCUGACUUGUACAAGAAGUUCAAGGAUGCAGUUGAUAAAGAUAGACUCAACGAUCGAGUCAAAGUGUGGAAAACCUCCAGUUUCUUUAAUCACAAGGAGCCGGGCAAUGUGAUCAUAUUUCGGCAUCGAAGUGAUGGGGGAGUCGAUGGCGACUGGUACGGGAUGGUGAAGUCUUCGGAUGUCCCGAAGUUGCUCCGUGAGCACAUCGAGCGAGGAAAUAUUCUUGAGCAUCUCUGGAGGGGUAGAAUGGGAAUGGACGAGGAGCAGCAGAGAGAGGAGAGGGAACAGCGGAUGCGAUCCCGAUUGGAAAUGUACAAGUGCCGACCCGACUCGGGUAUUCCUCUGAUUGGCGGCGUGCCUUUGAAGUCUGUGGAUUGCCUCCGCAAGUGCGCAGACGGACGCUACGGCGACAGCCCGGAUGGGGACGAUGCGCGCUGCUUGAGUGAAAGCAGCUCGUGUAGUGGGCGCGAGGAGGAGCUGAGCGUCAAGAGAUGGGCGGCCCGCGAAUCUGAGAAAGUAUUUGGCCUCGUAAGGCAGAACAGGUGUCACUACGCCUUGGUGGAUGGUAAAGUUGUACUGGACUCCUUUGUGAAGAGGGGAGGUGAAAGUCCGCUGCUGGGGGAGCGGCCGCGGCCUCCUCCUGUUCCUCCUUGCCGUAGCGGCGGGUCGUGGAAUCGUUCUAUGAUGAGCGCUUGUCGCAGUUCUCGUAUGGGGACCGGUUCUUUGAAUUGCAGCCCAAACAGCAGCUGUGGUGGUGGGAGUGGGGGCGCCACUGGGAAAGGUGGGUUCGGCGCAACCAACUGCGGUAUCUCGCCGGCGGGAUUCCGGCCUGCAGCGGGCAGCGGUUGUGCUUGGAGACGGUCGGCUUCAGCACCUGCUGGACGUUCACAACGUCACAGCAGCAAUCAGUACCGCCAGCAGCAGUCGCCCUCCUCUUCACCCUCGUCAGCGUCGGCUUCCUCGUCCUCUGCCUCUUCGUCUCUCCUGGGUGGAAGCAAGUAUCUCUCGUCUUUUCUUCGAUCCAAUUGUCGAUUAGAAUGGGAGAGUCUGGACACGAUUGGUGUGACCUCGUUGGCGAUAGCAGUCUUCUCGACGGCAGUUGCUUUCCAAGCCGUCGGAUCGUUGAUGUCGUCUUCAUCGUGUUGUAGUCAACAGUAAUCAUAAUUCAAUUCCCAAGGUGUUGUUUCGUCCUAUACGCGGGGGGGGGCUGGCGAUGUGUGAGUGAGCGACGGAAGCUGGAUGAGGUGAAAGAGAGGAGGGGAAAGAAAGAGGAAAGAGGAGGGAAAAGAGGAGGGAAAGAGAGGAAAGAGGAGGGGAAAGAGAGAGGAAAGAGGGGAUGUCGAGGAGGCGAAGAGAAGGGAAAGAGGAGCACGAUGGUGCAGAGGAAGGUAAGAGGCAGAGAACGGUCAGGAUCAGUCUUCCACCAUUGGCGAUUGAUUGAUGAUGGCCGGCAUGAAAGAUGGUUGUUCAUGCUCAGUGUAAUUGCUUGAAGAUAGGUAUCGAUCCGCAGAGUAGAAGGAAGCACCCGCUGUCUGUACCAAAGCCAACUGGCAGGUGUUCGAUUUGUGCCGUGUCUUGUCUGUGUGUGUGUGUUUGUGUGUGUGUUUCGUGUGUGUGUGUGUGUGCGUGUGCCCGCGCGUGUGCGUGUUCGUGUACGAUGACGCUCGCGUCGUUCUUUAGCGACGUGUGUAUCGCCCACGCCCGCUGUCGCAAUCAAUCAUGUUUGUAGGUGUUAGGUGGGGUUCGUUUUAUUUCGGCAUUUUUAAAUAAUCUUUUUUGCCUCUUGUCCCUGUCGUAAAGAACGAUUGACAUUCUGCACGUGUCAACUUUAACAUCGUUGUCUUUUUUUUCUUUUUUUUUUCGUUUGGUUUGGUCAUUUUCGGUUCGACUCCCCUGUUAUGCGGAUUUAAUCGAUUCGAUUUCGCCUAUUCUAUUUUAUUCCGUUGUCGCCUCCGUUUCCUAUGUCGUGAGGGACCUGCCACCCUCCCUCCUCUCUCUCUCUCUCUCUCUCUCUCUCUCUCUUUGAGCUCCCUUGCUUCCCGUGGCUCAUUCCCGCUUUUGAUAUAGACACAGCCGUUGCGCAUUCGAGCGCCCGAACUUCGCUCCCCGCUCAUUUAGUUAUUCUUAUGGUGAUUGGUCUUCUUCGUCGAAGAUUAUAGGUAGUCGACUAGGUGUCGUCGUUUUUUUUUUCUCCGAAUUAUAGGUUUUAAUCGAGAACGAGGUGCGGUGUUUUGUUGAUUGGUGGUGCUGUCAUUGUAUAAACGAUUUGAUUUUUUUUUUUUUUUUUUUUUUUUUUUUCCUGGAGUACCGCUGACGAGCAGGGGAAAACGAGAAGGAGAUAUUUGUGUGUGUCCCAGGUGAUUGUUGAUGAUGAUGGCGAUGGUGAUGACCGAAUUAGUUACAGACCCGGUGAGAGAUAUCUUUCCCAGGCCUGUGCGGGGGUUUGCUCGAAUGUGUUCUGGAGCAAUUUCAACGGUUUAUUGAUUCUCCAUAAGUUCGUCGCUCUUCCCGUUUUCCAUUCAAAUUGUCUUGUGGUGUUUUGUCUCUCGGUCCACGCAACGAGGCUAUAUUCGAGAUUGAUGUCCAAGGCAUCAAUCAGUCUUUACUCGAAAUCUCUGCGCGAAGUCUCUGCGCUCGCUCAGCGUUCAUGACGGUGGAUCUGGCAUUGUCACCGGAUUUCAUUCCCAGUCAUAACCGAGCGGGCUGUGUGAGCACGCGCCUCUGUUCUCUCGCGUCUCUGUCCCUUCUCUUCCCUCGCCCUCUUCCCUUUCUCAUGUCUCUCUUGUGCUUUCUUUCUCUCUCUCUCUCUCUCUCUCUCUCUCUCUCUCUCUCUCUCUCUCUCUCUCUCUCCCUCCCUGCCUUUUCCGCCUCUUCGUUCCUGAUGUGGUGAUCUCUCCGGCUAGCGCAUUUUGCUUCUAGCCUAUCUUCGUGCGGGUAUGCUUGGCGUUUCGGAUAUGCGUGGCUGAACACUGGAGAACGUAGUCGCGCAUGUAAUAACUGCAGGAACCGACUCCUCGUUGCCUAACGCACCUGAGUGGAAAAGCACAUGUGGCUCACUCUGCGGUCAGAGAAUACGCAAUGGUGUCUCUAACUUCUCUCUCUCUCGCACUCGCUUGCGUGAUCUCUGCUUGGUGUUCCUUGGCUUCAUACCCUGUUUUCCGUGUCGUUGUAUUUCGUUAAGCUAGGGAUGGCCCCAUGCCGUAGAUCUUCGAAGGAUCGUUGCAGUUCUUGCUGUCUGAGAUUUGCGGACGAUUUGCCAAGGACGAAAGGAAGGGAGAGGGGGGGGGGGGGCGUUCCAGUGGCAGUCCUGUUUCAUCAUAUCCCAUUCAUUCCUUGUUUGAAGCAACGACGUGAGGAUGGAAAUUCGGAGGCAAACACGACGGUGGCAUGUUUCUUGACGUCGAUACGUAUGUUGCGUACGCAACGGAUAUGGGCCGCGUGAGCAUUUGACGGCUCAGCAGGGAAUCUUGUCGGCUUGAGGACGAGGACGACGACGUGGCUGGUUGGUUGAUUGGUUGCUCGGUCCUCUUCUUUCGUUUUCUAUCUUCUAUUUCGAUUCAUCGGUGUCUGUGUCUCUCGCUCUCGGUUGCAAUUGAUUGCCCGAGAGAAGGGGAGGCUAUCUACAUCGACGGCUUCAAUUUGUCGAUUCAUCGAAUUUUUCUGGAACACGAUCUGCCACGUGGCUGUAGUAUCUCCUCUGCUUUGCGGCAAAGCAGCACUUCGAAUCUAAUCUGAGUCCGAAGGUUGCUGGUCCUUCCCAGACCCCUACUUGUCGUCUCUUGCACAGCCAUCAUGGGAGGGGUGUUCUGCUCCGUAGCAAAAGCUAUAAAGGGGCAAAAGCAUAAAGGGGCAAAAGCUAUCAAGGAGGCCAAAAGCUAUCAAGGGGGCCAAAAGCUAUAAACGUGGGCAAAAGCUAUCAAGGGGGGCAGGGCCAAAAGCUAUCAAGGGGGGCAAAAGCUAUGAAGGGGGGCAAAAGCUAUCGAGGGGUUGGGUUUAUGCGGUGUUAAGUGGUGGUAGGUGUCCCCAGUUUCUCUGUUAUGAAGAAGAAGCAAAAGAUAUCAAAGUGUGUUCUACUCGGGCGGGCGCCCGUCGGCAGCGCAUGGAUGUGGCGGCAGAAAAUGAGCGAGAGGAGGGGAGGAGACCGGGGACCGGCGGGGGAGCGGCGCAGGAAGGAGGAUAUUAUGAUGGGAACGGGAAGGAAGGGAAUCUGAAAAAAAUGAUGCAGCUGUAUAUGUAAUUGCUCGCGUGCUGUUGGUCGAGGGUUCGAGGCGCUUGGCUAUCUCUGCGCGAUGGCGUUUCUUCUUCUUCUUCUCUUCCGUGAACCCUUUGCGGUGGGUUUUACGGUUCUCGACAAGAGACUGAAGUGGUGGUGCUUCUGAGGGUUUCGACAGCGGCAAGGGUUUGGUAGUUAGUGGGGGGGGAGGGGGGGAUGCGUCAAGGGGUUGUGGAUUAUAGUGGGUCGGACUCUGUCUGUAUGGCCCUGCGACUAAGUCUAACGAAUA
Molecule: messenger RNA, 6798 nt
Organism: Chara braunii
Lineage: Eukaryota; Viridiplantae; Streptophyta; Charophyceae; Charales; Characeae
Source: the annotation of a GenBank genome assembly